AAGUUAUCCAUCAGCUCAUCCGUGCCAUAGAGAAGCAGACCAGACUCACCAGAGGGAGGAGAGAGGAAAGGGACAGAAGAACAGGAGGAGGAAGGAUGGCGUAUGAUGUGACGGUGAAGGCAAUGCUGGGGGCGUUGGAGCGGAAUUUGCUGCCGGACAUUGUGAUAAGGAGGCUCACGCGGUUGCUGCUGUCGAGCCGCCUGCGGUUGGGAUACAAGCCCACCGCCGAGCAGCAGCUCUCCGACCUCCUUCAGUUCGUGCACUCUCUUAAGCAGAUGCCCAUAGCAGUGGAGACUGAGAAGCCAAAAUCACAACAUUAUGAGCUGCCUACUUCUUUUUUCAAGUUAGUGUUGGGUGAGAAUAUGAAAUAUAGCUCCUGUUACUUCAGAAAUAAUUCUGAUACGUUGGAGGAAGCUGAGAGGGCAAUGUUAGAUAUAUACUGCGAGAGAGCAGAUAUAAAGGAUGGGCAGACCAUUCUGGAUAUUGGAUGUGGCUGGGGAUCCUUUUCUGUACAUAUUGCCCAGAAAUACAGUAAUUGCCGCGUAACUGGAAUUUGUAAUUCAACAACACAAAAGGAGUUUAUAGAGGAACGAUGCAGAAAUCUCAAGCUCUCCAAUGUUGAGAUUAUAGCAGCUGAUAUCAGUAAAUUCGAAAUGGACAUGACUUUUGACAGAAUAAUUUCCAUUGAAAUGUUUGAGCACAUGAAAAACUAUCAGGAACUUCUGAAGAAAAUAUCCAAAUGGAUGAAUGACGAGAGCCUUCUUUUCAUUCAUUACUUCUGUCAUAAAGCGUUCACCUAUCACUUUGAGGACAAGAAUGAUGACGAUUGGAUAACAAGAUACUUUUUCACUGGUGGUACAAUGCCUUCUGCUAAUUUACUUCUUUAUUUCCAGGAUCAUGUUUCCAUUGUCAACCACUGGCUUGUGAACGGGAAGCAUUAUGCUCAGACAAGUGAAGAAUGGCUGAAGAGGAUGGAUGCGAAUGCUGCAGAAAUAAAGCCAAUAAUGGAGUCCACCUAUGGAAAGGACUCUGCGACUAAGUGGACUGUUUAUUGGCGAACCUUCUUCAUCUCAGUAGCAGAGCUGUUCGGCUACAACAAUGGAGACGAAUGGAUGGUUGCACACUUUUUGUUUAAAAAGAAAUGAAUGAGAAAGCGAGUCUGGUUGUACUGCGAUCGAUGUCUUUUUAAAAUAUGUCAAAUCAAUCAUAAUGUCGGUUCUGUCAGGACGUGAAAGUUUGGCUGACAUUCUUAUGUUUUGUUUUUUUUUUCCAUGAAUGAUCAAGGGUUCAAAGAGUCCUUCCCAUUGCGGUAUUCUGGUUCACUCUUGAUUUACAUAAAAAAAGUUAAAAACUGUUAAAUCAUGCCUAACAUCAUAUAUUUACUAUUUUUUUCCUUGUUAAA
Messenger RNA from Nymphaea colorata (pocket water lily), 1402 nucleotides. Its product is annotated as (S)-coclaurine N-methyltransferase-like. The transcript has 8 exons. Gene Ontology annotation, biological process: lipid biosynthetic process. The record is from RefSeq and is a predicted model, not a curated record. The coding region runs from base 96 to 1145 and encodes 349 amino acids. Lineage: Eukaryota; Viridiplantae; Streptophyta; Magnoliopsida; Nymphaeales; Nymphaeaceae.